UGAAACGAGGCUUGAUCAAAAUGGCGGCCUUCAAACUGAAGGUCUUACAAAAUUGUUGCUCAUUUUCCAAUCGUUUCUCCUUGUCCUUUCUUCGAACAGCUAGAUAUCAAGCUGCAUUUCGUAGAUGGAGUCACAAAGAAUGUUCUGUCGAGGUUGAAGUUGGAGGAAGGCAACUAAAGUUCUCCACAGGCAAACUCGCACUGCUUGCAGAUGGAUCGACCGUCACUCAGUAUGAAGACACCUCUGUACUAGUUACAGCAAUCUCAUCCAAGAAGCCAUCAGAAAAUUCCUUUUUGCCUUUAGUGGUUGACUACAAGGAGAAGGCUUCUGCAGCCUGUCUUAUUCCUACCACAUUCCUGAGGAGGGAUCUGCUUGCUAAUGAACGGGAGAUACUGGUCUGUAGGAGAAUUGAUCGUUCUGUGAGGUCUCUGUUCAUGAAGGGUUACACAUAUGACACACAGAUCAUAUCACAUCUUCUGGCCGCUGACCGGUUCAACAAUCCCGAUGUUGUGGCUGUGAAUGGAGCAUCUGCAUCACUUGCUUUGUCUAGUAUCCCUUGGAGAGGACCUGUAGGAGCUGUGAGAAUUGGGGAUGUUGAUGGUCAGCUGGUGGUGAACCCCUUGCGCCAACAGCUGGAGCAUAGUCAGCUUGAUCUAGUCGUCACAAGCAGUGAGAGCAAGAUAGUGAUGGUUGAAGGGUUUGCUAAAGAGGUCCCUGAUGAGAGACUUUGUGAGGCCAUAAAACUUGCAUUUUCUGAGGCCCAGCCAAUCAUUCAAGCAAUCAAGGAGCUUCGUUCAUAUGCAGGAAAAGAGAAAAAGCAUUUCGACAUCAUAUCUCCCUCACAACAGCUCAGUGAUGCAGUUGAAGAAUUUGCUGCCCCAAAGCUUGCUGAUAUUUUUUCUAACUUCGCUUAUUCCAAGCUUCAGAGAGAUGACAGAAUAUUUGGACUUAGAGAUGAAUGUGUAGAAAUCUUUCAAGAUCAAUUCCCUGAUUCUGGUCCUGGACUCAUUGAACAGGCUUUCAAUGCAGUCAACAAGUCUGUGUUCAGAGCAAAUAUACUGGAGAAACUGCAAAGAUGUGAUGGUCGCAAGUUUGAUGAACUGAGAAGUAUUGAUUGUGACAUCAACUUAUAUAAAACCCUUCAUGGCUCAUCCUUAUUUAAAAGAGGAGAGACACAGGUAUUUUCAACUGCAACGUUUGGAUCUGUCGGUUCUGCAGCCAAGGUGGACACUAUAUCUGAAGCUGUUGGGGGCAGCAAAGAAAAGCAGUUUAUGCUGCAUUAUGAGUUUCCACCUUUCUCUACAAAUGAGGUGAAACAGAGGCGAGGAAGCUUUGAUCGUCGUGAGAUAGGACAUGGUGCGCUGGCAGAGAGAGCUCUCGUCCCAGUUCUCCCUGAUGAGCUCCCUUUCACGUUACGUUUGACGGCCGAGGUUCUUGGAUCAAAUGGCUCGUCAUCCCUUGCCUCGGCGUGUGCUGGUAGUCUGGCUAUGAUGGAUGCAGGAGUUCCAAUCAAGUCACAUGUAGCUGGCUCUGCCUGUGGACUGGUGACGAGCUCUGAUGCUGAAGAUGCAAGCAAGAGAGAUAUUGACAAUUACCAGCUAUUGACAGACAUAUUGGGCAUCGAGGACUACUUGGGAGACAUGGAUUUCAAGAUCGCUGGUACAAGGCAAGGAAUCACUGCCCUUCAGGCUGAUUUCAAAGUUCCUGGUCUUCCUGUAGCCAUUGUAGAGGAAGCGAUCAGAAGAUGCUCAGUUGAUCGAGCAAAAGUAUUGGAUGUUAUGGAAGAAGUUAUCCCAAUUGCAAGAGAGUUCAAGAAAGACAAUAUUCCCGUGUCAGGGAGUGUCCGGGUGCCUCUGAGUAAGCGUGGCAGGCUGAUUGGGACAGGAGGGAUGGUCAUACGAGCGCUUCAACAGGAACUCGGCGUGUCCAUAGAUCAGGUCGAGGAGGAGGAGUUCUUGGUGUUUGCGCCUGAUCAGACUACAUAUGACGAGGCCAUCUCUAAAAUCAACGAGCUGCUUGUGGACACUAGUAUAUUUGAGGAGUUGACCUCUCGACUGACAGAAGGCGCUAUCUACGAGGGCAAGAUCGUGGAAAUGAGAGCAUAUGGACUCAUGCUAGAGCUGUUUGCAGACUGUCCUACAGUCUUACUUCAUGUCCGAGAACUGGACCAUGCCCGGGUUCAUAGACCGGAGAUGCUGGGUUUCAAGGUCGGUGAUUCUGUCAGCGUCAAAUACCUCGGCAUCGACAACAAGGGCCGACUGAACAUCUCAAGGAAAGCUCUCCUCCCUCCCCCACCCCCACGACCAUUCUCAGGCUCACGUGGCUCUUACAAGGCUAGCGGCGGGUCACGCUACUCCAACCAUGGUGGUAACGCGUCACGCGACUCAUACAAGGAUGGAAACGCGUCGCCGAGAAGAUACACAAGAGAUGAGUCGACUGAAGACGGCUACUAUCCCGACGACAGGAAGUCUAAUUAUCGUUGGAAUGGUAACGACAUGUCACGCAAUGAUUACUCGAGACAUGAGUCACGCAACUCUUUUCCAAGACGUGAUUCACGUGACGGACCAAGAGGGUAUGCGCAAGAGAGGAGGGACGGGUUUAGAAAUUCGAGGUAUUCAAGGGGUCGUGAUCAAAGUAGCAAAACAAGAGAUAUGGACACCUUCGCAAUGGAUCACAAGGACGCUGAUGACGCAAUCGACUUCUUGACCAAUGAGGAUAUGGAGAGAUGACCACGUGACCUUUGAUUAUCACGUGGCAACAAAUCUCUAUUUUUGGAGUUAUUAAAAUAACAGAGGUUUAUCAUUUAUUUUAAGCGCUGCAAUUAUAAUGAUAAAAAAUCCUGGUUCUCAUCAGCAAAAGACUCUUUAAAUCUCGAAAAGUAAAAAAAAAAGUGGUGGCGUAUAGGUUAACAAGUGUUACAAUACUACAGACAUUAGUUAAAACAAUAAAAAAGGCUCCUAUAAAA
Nematostella vectensis (starlet sea anemone) is the source of this 2965-nucleotide messenger RNA. RefSeq names its product polyribonucleotide nucleotidyltransferase 1, mitochondrial. Gene Ontology annotation, molecular function: 3'-5'-RNA exonuclease activity; polyribonucleotide nucleotidyltransferase activity; RNA binding. Gene Ontology annotation, cellular component: cytosol; mitochondrion. Bases 21 to 2729 code for a protein of 902 amino acids. Gene Ontology annotation, biological process: mitochondrial RNA 3'-end processing; mitochondrial mRNA catabolic process. The record is from RefSeq and is a predicted model, not a curated record. Lineage: Eukaryota; Metazoa; Cnidaria; Anthozoa; Actiniaria; Edwardsiidae. The transcript is spliced from 27 exons.